This is a messenger RNA of Manihot esculenta (cassava), 1037 nucleotides long. RefSeq lists its product as uncharacterized. The coding region runs from base 115 to 828 and encodes 237 amino acids. The record is from RefSeq and is a predicted model, not a curated record. NCBI's taxonomy places the organism in Eukaryota, Viridiplantae, Streptophyta, Magnoliopsida, Malpighiales, Euphorbiaceae. The transcript has a single exon.
CCACGCUAUUCCAUUCAUUCCAUUUCCCCAUUAUUAAAGAAAUAAUCAUUCCAAAACCAUCAUCUCCAAGUGAUCUCUUGCACCAGAAGAAGACUAUAGCUUUUAGCUUAUGAGAUGUUUGGCCCUCUUAUUUGUGGAAGCUCUCAUCACCCACAAGAUGAAGAUGAAGCUUUGGGUUCAAGCCCUUGUUCAACUCCAAGAAGAUCGUCAAGAAAAAGCAGCAAAGAUAGCAAGAAUCCUUAUUCAACUCUGGGCCUCGACAAGUUCUCAGCUCUUCUAGCUGAUCUUGAAGAGAAAAGGGCAAAGAUUUAUUCCCAGAUGGGUUCUCAAGAUAUAUCUUUAGUUCGAUUUGCUUAUUCCAGCUCCAAUGAUUGCGUCCCAAUUGUAGUUAAGUUGAAAGAUCAGAAUAAAGCCUGCAGUGGUGAUAAAGAUGAGACAAAAGAUCAUAAACCAAGAACUACACAUAAAGCUGAAGCUUUGGAGAAAUCGCCAACAGAGAAUUCGAUUGUCUAUCAUCAUGAGGAAGAAACUGAGAAGAAGAGGAUACUUUCGUGGAACUUCAAAUCGCAUGUAUGGAAACGACCUUCUUGUUAUAUUCCAGUGUUUGUUGUCUUCGUUUUGUUGUUCUUGGCUUUCUUUGGGAGAUCAGUAGCGAUUUUAUGCACCUCUAUUGGGUGGUAUUUAGUCCCUACGUUUAGUUCGAAAAAACCAGCAAAGACAAAGAAGAAGCAAUUGCUCAGAAGAUUCAGCGAGAUUUCUCCAAGAAGUAACAAGAAUUUUGGGGAUUUGAAGCAGAAAUCGUCUCAUGGGCGUCAAAAUAGUUUCUGAAAAUUGCUUGAUUUUUCUGGUUUCUUCUCUUUUUUUCUCCUUUCUGGAGUCAGGAUUUUUUUUUUUUCUUGUGAUGAUAGAUGUAAAAAAGAAAUAUUUUCGUUUUGCUUAAUCGUGGGUCGAAUUUCAACUCUUUGAAAUGUUCAUAAAAAUGUAAAUUAUGGGUUCAGACUUUAUUAAUUAGAGAAUGCCUACAACCAUGCCAUGUU